Penicillium nucicola is the source of this 1155-nucleotide messenger RNA. RefSeq names its product SDR family oxidoreductase. The record is from RefSeq and is a predicted model, not a curated record. The transcript has 5 exons. Bases 1 to 1155 code for a protein of 384 amino acids. NCBI's taxonomy places the organism in Eukaryota, Fungi, Ascomycota, Eurotiomycetes, Eurotiales, Aspergillaceae.
AUGGUCCCACCAACCAAGAAAGUCGCCUUCGUCACAGGCGCCAACGGCAUCAGCGGCUUCAACAUCAUAGAACACCUCGUCCGUCAGCCAAAGUCAGAGUGGUCCAAAAUAAUCGUCACAUCCAGACGACCUCUCCCAAACGCUUGGAUCGACCCACGCGUCAAAUUCAUUGCAGUAGAUUUCCUCAACCCAGUCGAUGAAAUCACAGAGAAACUGAGAGAAACCUGCGCUGAUGUGACACACGCCUUCUUCACUUCUUACGUGCACAGCGACGAUUUCAAGGUCCUGCGCGAACGCAAUGUGCCUCUUUUCCGGAACUUCAUUGAUUCAGUCGAUGCUGUCUGUCCGAAGUUGGUGCGGGUUUCGCUUCAGACUGGUGGGAAGUACUACGGUGUCCACCUUGGUCCCGUGAGGGUUCCGCUGGAGGAGUCAUUCCCUCGUUAUGAUGACAAGGGGUUCAACUUCUACUAUAACCAGGAGGACUACCUGCGCGAAGUUCAGAAGAGGAGAGGAACGUGGGGGUGGAAUGUUAUUCGGCCUAAUGCUAUCAACGGGUUUGCACCGCAUGCGAAUGGCAUGUCUGAAGUCCUGACUAUCGCAAUCUACAUGCUGAUCUGUCGUGAAUUGGGCCAACCUGCCGCUUUCCCCGGAAACGAAUACUUUUGGAAUUCCAUCGAUGAUAACUCCUACGCGCCUAGUCUGGCGGAUCUCUCUGUGUGGACUGCAUCGCAGGAUCACUGCAAAGACGAGGCAUUCAACCACGUGAACGGGGAUGUCUUCGUGUGGAAACACAUCUGGCGAGACUUUGCGGCUUAUUUCGGUCUUGAGGUUCCAGAGCCCGUCUUCCAGACAGCAAGCGGUCAAGCUCAAACGCUGUCCAAUGAAAUCGACAUGGUAGAGUGGGCGAAAGACAAGCGCGAAGUGUGGGAACGUGUUGUUGCCAAGUAUGGCGGUAAGGCGGAGGCGUUUGAUUGGGGAACAUGGGGAUUCUUUAAUUGGGCGACGGGCAAGUCUUGGUUGACCAUUUCAUCUAUGAACAAGGCGAGGGAGUUUGGAUGGCAUCGGAAUGAUUCUACUUUUGAGACGUGGGUUGAGACAUAUCGCUCGUUCGAAAAUGCAGGGGUUAUGCCUGAUGUUGGUCUGCUGAGGGAUUAA